Molecule: messenger RNA, 2029 nt
Organism: Drosophila innubila
Lineage: Eukaryota; Metazoa; Arthropoda; Insecta; Diptera; Drosophilidae
Gene: Drl-2
Product: tyrosine-protein kinase Dnt
Exons: 10
Coding region: 1-1920 (639 amino acids)
Biological process (GO): positive regulation of kinase activity; cell surface receptor protein tyrosine kinase signaling pathway; protein phosphorylation
Cellular component (GO): signaling receptor complex
Molecular function (GO): ATP binding; protein kinase activity
Source: RefSeq, a predicted model, not a curated record
AUGGCAUUCUUCGGGAGUCUGCUUCUCCUCCUUGUCUCACUUUUGGCUUGGAAAACGCCUCUGGUCAGCGGAUAUCUCAACAUUUUCAUCAGCCACCACGAGGUGAUGAAACUGAUGGGACUGGAGGCGGACUUGUUUUACGUGCACGAGGGAGCCAUUAACACAUACGCGAUGCACUUUACGGUUCCCGUUCCUGCCGAUGUUCAUGAGCUGGAGUUCUCCUGGCAGAGUCUCAUCGCCUAUCCGUUGCGCUACACAAUCAGCAUCGAGUACGCCAACGACCAGGAUGCACUAGGUACGCCCACACUGAGUAUUCCACACAAAGGUCUUGUGCCGCAGGAGAUUGAGUCAUUUCUGGUCUAUCUGCCCUGUACGGGCAAUGCCACCCUCCAGCUGCCCGUUAAUGUUAACAUGGUCGUGCAGGGACCGCCUCGCUUCAAUGACACCCGACUCCACUUCAAACGCACCAAGAUCUGCACCAAGGGCAUUUCACCGGAGCCCAACCAGUCGCCAGCCCCCGCACACGCCCCCUCGCAGGGACCAGCCUUGAUGAGCGCGGCCGCCUGUGCUUUGGGCCUGGUACUGGCCGUGGGCCUUGUGGCCAGCAUGAUGUAUGUGCGAGCACGCAAACAGCUGCGUCAGGACUCGUUGCACACCAGCUUCACCACCGCCGGCUAUGGCAGCCAUCAAAAUGUGUUCAUUCGCCUUGAUCCUCUCGGACGACCGCCGAGUGCCACAGGCUCCUAUGCGACCAUUGCCAGCCUCAACAAAUAUACAUCGGAGUCGAAAAAAUCCUGCAGCCUUUUCGAUCGAUUCAGAGGCCCUCCAACGCCCACACCAUAUGCUACCGCCCUAUUGCCCAUGGGUGACCAGACGGCCGAGACUAUUUACUCCAAGCCAGAAUCAGUUUGUCCCUCGAGAAUAUCCUACUACGCCUCCUCACAGCUGACCCAGGCCUGCAGCAUGUCCACCCCGAAGAGCAGUCGUGGCAACGUCAGUGGCAGCCUCUUUGGUGGCAUUGCAACAGGCAGCACCAUCACGGUGGCCAGCCACGGUCACAGUGAGAAGACCAAGGAGCGAUUGCGUCGCAUACCCAGCGUACAGCCCGGGGCAUUGAACUAUGAGCAGCUAAUUAAGGAGGGCACCUUUGGUCGCAUCUAUGCUGGCAAAUUGGGCGAAACUUGUGAUGCGCUGGUCAAGACGGUCAUCGAUGGCGCCUCGUUGACUCAGGUGGCCUGUCUGCUGCAGGAUGCCUCGCUCCUCAUCGGUGUUAGCCAUCAACACGUACUGGCGCCAUUGCUGGCCAAUACCGAGCUGCCCGGUCCGCCAGAGAUUGCAUAUCCCUAUCCGUCCAAGGGCAAUCUCAAAAUUUACUUACAGAAGUCUCGGGAGUCCAGCACGGCUUUAAGCACUCGACAACUGGUGGAGUUUGGACUGCAUAUUACGAAGGCUCUGGCCUAUCUGCAUUCCCUGGGAAUUGUGCACAAGGAUAUUGCCACACGCAAUUGCUAUCUGGAUGAGGAGGCCUAUGUGAAGAUCUGCGAUAGUGCACUCUCGCGAGAUCUCUUUCCGGAUGAUUACGACUGUCUGGGUGACAAUGAGAAUCGUCCUUUGAAGUGGUUAUCGCUGGAGUCGUUGCAGAAGAAAGUCUAUGCGACACAGGGUGAUGUAUGGUCACUGGGCGUGCUCUACUGGGAGCUGGUCACACUGGCCCAAAUGCCACACGAGGAGGUGGAUAUAUUCGAGCUUACCAAUUACCUGGCUGCCGGCUAUCGUCUGGAGCAGCCCGUCAAUUGUCCGGAUGAAUUCUUUACGGUCAUGAAUUGUUGUUGGCACUCGGAGCCAAAGCAACGUCCCACUCCCUCCCAGCUGUUGUCCUAUCUGCAGGACUUUCACGUCGAUCUGGGCAUGUAUAUCUAAGGAACUGAUAGCACUCCAGGCAAAGGACUUAAGUGCGGAUUAACUUGAACUUGAAUAACUGAAUGCAUAACUAAACUAAAUUAAUUGAAAACAUUUGCAUUUUAAAUGU